AAACAAACACUUGAAACAAUCAUUUAUUUCCACUAUUAACCCAAAAAAAGAAAUCAUUUCCGCGCCCACCAAAAAAUUAAAAAAAAAUCACUCAAUCACUCACCCAAACACCAUUCUCUCCGUCCCCAAAAAAUCAAAUACAGAAAGAAAAAAAACCACUCUCAGUACGACACCGUUUCGCAUCUCGCCGGCAACAAUGGACGACGAAGAAGAACAACAAAAGCUUCCAGAUCUAGUAAAAGCUCUCGUCCACCAUCUACUUUCUCAAAACCUUCCCCCAAAUUCCCCACCCUUAAACCCUACCUCCUCUCACUUCCAAAACUCCCUCCGUUACGCCCACCGCAUUCUCUCCAGCCACCUCACUCCCUCCGUAACCCCCGAUGCCGCCGCCAUCGCCGAAUCCAUCAAACGCCGUCUCGCCACCGAAGGUAGAUCCUCUGAAGCCUUAUCAUUCGCUGACCUAUAUACCAAAUUCGUUUCCAAAGCCGCCGAUGUUGAUAACAAGUGGGCCCUACUUCAUCUCUUCAAUAUCAUUUCUCAAGAUCGUAAAACCGCCGUUAAAUCUCAACUCGAUGCUUCCGUUUUUCUUCCGAAUUUAACUAUCUCCGAUAACAACGUUGGUCCACGCCGUAUUGAAAAUAAGGGAUGGAGCGACGGUGUUGUUGUUCUUGCUAAGGAUCCUAAUAAUCGCUGCGACAUUGCGUUUCAUGAGUAUGUGAAAUUGGUUAAGGAAGAAAACGAUGUGACGGAAGAGGCUAUGGUGACUGAUGUGCUUUAUGCUUGUCAAGGAGUUGAUGAGAGCUAUCAUUCCUGUUGAAGAUCAAAAGCCAUUCCUUCAUUCUGCUUAUCAGAAUCACUCCAAGGGCUUUCACAUAGACAUCAACAUGCUUCCCAAGCCAUUAACGUCAAUUGAUGAUUCGUCUUCUGCAAGUGAUGGAUCAAAGGUGCGCGUGGCUUAUCAGGGAGUGCCGGGAGCAUACAGUGAGGAUGCAGCUUUGAAAGCGUAUCCAAAUUGUGAGACUGUGCCAUGUGACGAUUACGAAGCUGCAUUUAAGGCAGUUGAACUGUGGUUGGUUGAUAAAGCGGUUUUACCAAUUGAAAAUUCUGCGGAUGGAAGCAUCCAUCGCAAUUAUGACUUACUUCUUCAACAUAAGUUGAAUAUUGUCGGAGAGGUGCAGCUGCGUGCUAACCACUGUCUCUUAGGAUUGCCCGGUGUGACAAUGGAGGAACUCGUCAGUGUUGUGAGUCAUCCUCAGGCUCUUGCUCAAUGUAGGACGGUGCUGAACGAUUUAGGUGUUGAUAAAGUUCGUGACCAGGAUACUGCCGUUGCUGCUAAGACAGUGGCCAUAAAUUGUGUAAGACACACCGGAGCCAUUGCAAGUUCCCGAGCUGCAGAAAUAUACGGCCUGGACAUUCUUGCUGAAGGAAUUCAGGAUGAUGAUGAAAAUGUUACCCGUUUCUUGGUCCUUGCGAGGGAGCCUAGAAUUCCAGGAACUGACAGGCCCCAUAAGUGUCCUCAACAACGUAAUCAAAUAGAUUGCGGGUAUUUCAUGUUGAGGUUUAUGCGAGAUACUCUUGCUUUGGGCCGAUUAAAGAUUCGAUGA
This is a messenger RNA of Lathyrus oleraceus (garden pea), 1604 nucleotides long. RefSeq names its product arogenate dehydratase/prephenate dehydratase 1, chloroplastic. The record is from RefSeq and is a predicted model, not a curated record. Lineage: Eukaryota; Viridiplantae; Streptophyta; Magnoliopsida; Fabales; Fabaceae. The coding region runs from base 768 to 1604 and encodes 278 amino acids. Gene Ontology annotation, molecular function: prephenate dehydratase activity; arogenate dehydratase activity. Gene Ontology annotation, cellular component: cytoplasm; chloroplast. The transcript is spliced from 10 exons. Gene Ontology annotation, biological process: L-phenylalanine biosynthetic process.